Hyaloscypha bicolor E is the source of this 4023-nucleotide messenger RNA. RefSeq names its product BOS4, mitogen-activated protein kinase. The transcript is spliced from 2 exons. The coding region runs from base 1 to 4023 and encodes 1340 amino acids. Gene Ontology annotation, biological process: protein phosphorylation; stress-activated MAPK cascade. Gene Ontology annotation, cellular component: cytoplasm. The record is from RefSeq and is a predicted model, not a curated record. Gene Ontology annotation, molecular function: ATP binding; MAP kinase kinase kinase activity. NCBI's taxonomy places the organism in Eukaryota, Fungi, Ascomycota, Leotiomycetes, Helotiales, Hyaloscyphaceae.
AUGAGCGUGGACGUGUCCCCUCGCUCAGUACGGUUCUCCAACGGGGGAGAGGACGGCGCUUUCGACAUCAUCAAAUCGCCGAGAGUCAUGGAAAGGCCCCAUGUGCAAACGAGCGACUCUGGGGGGUCUGGUUCUUCUGGGGAUACUCAAGACUCCGAUCACCUCACAGUUGAUACACGGGCCACACCACACCCAGGAACGCUGGAUCCGCGGCCUCCGAUGACCAGUAUCAACUCCAGUGUGCGGAGCCACAGAGGCAGUACAGAUGCGAGCGGCCUAUACGGCAGAGUGGAAUCACCUUUACCACCUCUAAAUGGCACAACCAGCAGACCUCCAAGACCAACUGCUCCAGCUAGGACUCCAUCGAAUACAUAUGCCCCAGCACGCCGACCUCCUCAACCGCCCUACAUCUCAAUAGCAGACCGAAAUCGCUCCGGAUCCACGUCUCGAUUUCGACAAGACCCGAAUGCUUCAUAUCGAGCGCAGGAGAAGGCGUACGUACAACGUUUGCGGCAGGAUCAACCCUUGGAGUACUUUGAGCCAUAUACGCCGAGCCUUGGAUAUGGGACCGGCUCUGAUACGGAAGACGAUUCUCCUUCCGAACUCCAUUUUGAUAACGAUCCCUACGAUCAAGAGACAUUACUCUUCUACGGCAAUGAUGAUAUUCAACCAACCGCCGAAGAUCUUCAAGAUCCCGCUAAUCGAGAGCGUCUAGAAUGGCACGGCAUGUUGGCUUCGGUCUUGACAGGGGACGUUGUGAGGCAGGAAAAGAAGAGGCUUAUAGGCAACGUGGAAAAGAAAGGGGAGAAUCUAUAUUCUGAAAUAUGGCUUGGCCUUCGUGCUAAAAUCUGUGGGCGUACCAUCGCUGCGCAGAAGAGGUUGAUCGAGGACACUCGAUCCACACUCGACAAUUCAUUCGACGAGAUUAUCAGAUUCCAGGUUAAGGGAGAAAGUGAGGCUGGCAAACCUCCUGUGGACCAGGUUCGAGACAUUGUCAAGAAGAUUGAGAAGUGUGAAGGUCUCUACCCAUCUCGCACGGCCUUGGAGUUUGCGAAUAAGCUGGCAGCUUCACCUCAGUAUCAGGCUACUUGUGAUGCCGUAAUCUCCUGGCAUAAUACGACCGAGCUCAUCAACACUGAGCUGGGAAUCCUGCAGAAUUGGGUUGGUAACGCCGAGCUGGAUUUCAACAAAGCAAAGGAACGGUCGCCAUCUGGCAAUGGACUAUCAGACGAAUCUUCAUUCAUCGACAGACUCUUGAAGGAGGAUGGCCUUCGCUCUUUGCAAGGCGACAAGAGCAUCCUUCUCGGCGUCUCAAAGGUUAUUUUGAAGGCCAAGAAUACUCUCAUUAAAAACUCGGAGGCCUUUGCAAAACGUCAUCUUCCUCCUUAUAUCGAGGAGCUGUUGACGCUUAUUAACUUUCCCUCCCGCCUGAUCGAGGAAAUCAUUAAGGUUCGGCUUACAUUUGCCCGUAAAAUGAAAGAAUCAGCAUCACAAAAUUCGGUUAUGCAGGAUCAGAUGAUCGCACAAUUUAGAAUAUUGCUGAAACUUGCUAUCCGAAUCAAGCAAGAGUCCUUGGAGAUCAUCCAGCCGGAACCUGGAUGGGAUCUUCCUCCGUGUAUCGAUGAAUCAUUCGAUCAGGUAGUUUUGGAUGCAUUGAAGUUCUACUUCAAAAUGUUGAACUGGAAGCUUGGCGGGAACAAGAACACAUUCAAAGAGGCCGAAGUUCUAGAACAAGAAUGGGACUUUUCCAACGAGAUUGGGCGCCAUCUGCAAGGUGGGGAUGUCGAAGUUGCCGAACAGUUUAGCUCCCUCACCCACAAAGCUUUUCACCGUCUGAACCAGACAUUUGAAAAAGAUCUCCAGCGGAAGCCGAAGGAAACUGCAGCUGAGAUGACCAAACGUUACAAGCAAAGUCUUGACUCAGUUCGCGUUCGACAACGAAUGCUUCAACGAUUUUCGCGGGUUUUGAGUGAUCGAUUCGAAAAUGCCACGGAUUUCAGCAUUGCCAUGCGCCGAGAGGCAUUGCAGCACGUGUAUGAUAGGCUCGUCGAGACGGGUCACUUUUUGGUGUAUACUGCAACCAUUGAGCAUGAUGGGAUCUUCUUGAUUGCAUCCCCAUCGUUGUAUAACCGCCCUCAAGAUAUUCAGUCCAUACUCGGGACAUGUUACCAUGCCAAUGACGUUCAAGAAGAUCCCACCAACCCUUAUAUAUUGGUACUACGUCCCGAGAAUCAAAUACCCUGGGAUGGACGCCAAGUCGAUGCGAAUAUUGGGGAACCCUCAACUGAUGUCAAAAUCGGCCACCUCCGCUUGAUUGCCGAUGGGUCCCAAACCAGAUUACAGAACGCUCGAACAGCCUUUCUAGAUUCCAUAGACAUGCAUUUGGACAUGGUUGUCGAGCAACGUUCCAACCUUAAGAAAGUCAAUUUGAAGUUGACGGACAUCAAGAAGGUUGUCUAUAAGCUAUCCAAUUUGAUCAUGGACAGUGUGGAGAUAGUCCGAAAACAGACCGAGGGUCUCGAGUGUCAAGAACUCAUCCAAAACUGCUUCGUCUUCGCAACUGAAUUUGGUCAAAGGUCUUUACUUUACAUGGACCGAAAUAGAAAACAGAUGAACAACCUGAAACUCACCAAGCUGGCCCUAGAUUGGAUCAGCUUUAUUUGCGACGACUGCAUUGCUACCGAUCGUAAGACGUUCAGAUGGGCUGUCCUUGCUUUGGAAUUCGCUAUGGUUAUGACUCAAGGCCAGCACAUUCUUGCUCUCGGUGAAGAUGAGUAUUCGAGACUCCGCGCCAAAGUUGCAGGAUGUAUGUCUCUGCUGAUCUCGCAUUUCGAUAUCAUGGGUGCAAGAUCGACUUUGGCGGACCAGGCCGAGAAACAGAAAAUCGAAGCACUUGCAGGCCAAUUCAGAAAGAUGGAUAUGAGUCGCAUGCUUGAUGAUGAUGAAUCGUCAGCCUACGUCCGUGAACAGAGGCUGGAGCAAUUGGCUUUCCUUGACGAUACUCGAAAACAAAAGGAAGCUGAGAGACAAGCACUCGGCCGGGUUCUAGAAGAGUCGAGCGAGGCAGAUCGAUCACUGACUUAUCUCUCAUCCUCUACGUCCAAUGUGAAUAUGAGGUGGCAGCAAGGAAACUUUGUGGGUGGCGGCACCUUUGGCUCCGUUUAUGCUGCGAUCAAUCUGGAUUCUGGCCACUUGAUGGCUGUGAAAGAAAUUCGACUACAGGACCCCACGCUCAUCCCAACUAUUGCAAAUCAGAUUAGAGAUGAGAUGAAUGUGUUGGAAGUUUUGGAUCACCCUAACGUGGUCUCCUACCAUGGCAUCGAAGUUCACAGGGAUAAAGUCUAUAUAUUUAUGGAAUUCUGCUCGGGCGGCUCCUUGGCUGGACUUUUGGAACAUGGGCGGAUCGAGGACGAACAGGUCAUUAUGGUAUACGCCUUGCAGCUACUUGAAGGUCUUGCUUACCUGCAUGAGAGCGGCAUUGUGCAUCGCGAUAUUAAGCCAGAAAACAUCCUCCUCAAUCACAAUGGUGUUAUCAAGUACGUCGACUUCGGCGCCGCGAAAGUCAUCGCUCGUCAGGGCAAAACUCUCGUCGCCGCCGAUGCGGGUGCUGGGAAAGCCAACAAGUCUAUGACAGGUACCCCAAUGUACAUGUCGCCGGAACUUAUCAAGGGCGAGAAUCCCGGACGUGACGGGGCUGUAGAUAUAUGGUCACUCGGAUGUGUCAUCUUGGAGAUGGCUACUGGUCGACGACCUUGGGCAUCUCUUGACAAUGAAUGGGCCAUCAUGUACAAUAUCGCACAAGGUAACCCUCCACAACUUCCCUCUUCGGAUCAACUCAGCCCAGAAGGUAUCGAUUUUCUCAGGAAAUGCUUUGUUCGAGAUCCUAAGAAAAGGGCCUCAGCUCCAGAAUUGCUCCAACACGAAUGGAUCGUUGCAAUCAAGUCACAGGUGUCCAUUGAUCCAGGAACCCCGAGCGAUAGUGGCUCAUCAAGCCACUCAAAUUCAAGAGGCAGCCUUGGUUGA